AUCAUUUAUUUUCAUUCCCUGUUCUGUUGACGUCCACACCUUCCAAGGGAAAAUUUGGAAGAGGUUUGGAGGAUAAUGUAGUAUUUUACGAUUUAUUGAUGCAUGAAUCAACCUCGAACAGCCGUUGUCGUUGUGAACGAUACUCAGGAUAAUUGUAAGCAACUUUUGUUCGGUUAUCUGCUCGAUCUUCUGUCCAAAGUUAGGACGUGAAGUUAGCCAUAUUCCAGCAUCCUCAGCUCUUAGAAUAACGCUUCUUCAUCACUUUCUCGAAGCAAUUUCCUGGAAGAAAAGUGCAGGAGAUGGCUACGCAAGUCGAACAGCCUUCCAGUAUGGUCUACGUGCAAGCAAGUGAGCUUUUCCCGAAGAAGACGCUCGCUUCAGAAGAUGCUGAUCAGGUACCUUUUCCUGAACUAUGUGGAGAAAGUGUGGAAUGCUUGGAGAAGACAUCUGAUGCCACAUUUGCUCUCUCCAACUUUCGUCUCUUUAUUUGUUUCAAAGAUUCAUUUGUGAAUAUUCCCUUGCGGUUGAUAGAGUCUCUUGAAAUGAAGGAUCUUGUCUUGAUAGAUGUCAAUUGCAAGGAUGCCAGGUCAUAUAGGAUUUUAUUUGACAAUAGUGAUCAGUGCAUUAACUGGGAUAACCGUCUUAGCAAGUACAUCUGUCCUGUGUCGCGCCUUGAAGAUCUGUUUGCCUUUGCCUUUUAUGCAUGGUGCAUGGACUACUCAGGCUCCACGGAGAAGGAUGAAUUUACCAGUUUCUGUGUAGCAGAUGAAACGCAGUAUUCAUUUAUGUGUGAGGUCAAAAGAAUGGGCUUUGAUAUUGAUGCAUGGAGGAUCACAGACAUCAACUCUAAGUUUGAGUUGUGUCCCACUUAUCCAAAACUUCAUGUUGUGCCAGCCAUAAUUACUGACAAAGAAAUGGAAGCUGUAGCAAAGUUUAGAACAUCACGAAGGUUUCCAUCUGUAGUGUGGAGGCACAUGACCAAUGGAGCUGUUAUAGCUCGCUGUAGUCAGCCAGAGGUCGGUUGGUUUGGUUGGCGAAGUCAAGAGGAUGAGAGCCUUCUUCAUGCCUUAGGAAUAGCUUGUGCUACAGAGUCAGUGUCUGCUUCUUUAAAGAAGCAACUCAUUAAAGAGAUGGGUUUGAAGGAUCAUCACACAAAUGGUCACACAGAUGCCAUUCCCAAUGGGGAUGUAGUCCAUGAUAGUAGUGAUGAUGAUAAUGAUGGUGAGGGUAAAGAUGUUGCAGCAAAUGAUGCCAUUGGACAGCGCAAGGUUCUGAUAAUAGAUGCCAGGGCCUAUUCAGCCGCAGUGGUCAACAGGGCCAAGGGAGGAGGCUGUGAGUGUGAGGAGUACUACCCAGGUUGUGAAGUGUUGUUUAUGAAUUUGGCAAACAUCCACAGUAUAAGAAAGAGCUUCCAUAGUCUAAGAAUGUUAUGCUCAGGUCCAAGAGAAAAUCCCAAUUGGUGGUCCAGUGUGGAAAAGACACAGUGGCUCCACCACAUUUCACUCUUGCUAAAGGCAACCAACACUGUUGUGAAUGCUAUUCACAAAGAGCAGAGACCUGUUGUGGUUCACUGCAGUGAUGGCUGGGACAGGACCACUCAGAUUGUUGCUCUGGCAGAGCUAAUGUUGGACCCUUAUUACAGGACAAUUGAGGGCUUUCAGGUAUUGGUGACACGUGAGUGGCUGGAGUUUGGCCAUCGUUUUGCUGAUAGGUGUGGCCAUGGACACAAUCUUGAUGAGAACCAAAGAUGCCCUGUGUUCCUUCAGUGGCUUGAUUGUGUGCACCAACUCACUAGGCAGUUUCCUUGCUCAUUUGAGUUUAAUGAAACCUUUUUGGUAAAGUUGGCCCACCAUGUGUAUUCCUGUUUAUUUGGAACGUUCCUCUGCAACAGUGAAAAUGAACGCCUUAAAGGAAAUGUUCCCAGGAGAACAUUCUCAGUUUGGUCUUUCCUAAAAUUGAGACGAAAGGAGUUGAAGAACUACUUAUACUCCUCUUUGUCUGAACAGAUUCUUCAAGCUUCCCAUGAACCUCGCAGCUUACAGUUGUGGUCAACUGUGUAUACAGCACUCCCCACGCCUUAUGCAGAGUCCUUUAUGGAGAGUAACGACACCAGUGACUAUGGGGACUCUGUGAGCAGUGCAUGCGUCACCCCUGUUUCACCUGUUUUUCCCAAUAGUAUGGAGCAAGAUGAAAGACUCUUAGCAACCACUCACAUCUCUGAGUCAAAAUCUGAUGGAAGUCUAAUAUGUAAAGACUGUUUUGAAAAUCAGGAAGGACUUCAAAAUGAUAGUAAAGAGUUUGGAGGUGUAGACAAAGCUGUCAAAUCCAAGAGUUGUCACAACUGUAGGACAACCUUAUCACAGAAUCUUUCUGAGAGUAAAUCAACAACAAAGGACAUUAGUGACUCAGAGUCGUGUGAUUCUAAAAGUAUUUAUCUUAGCACUACAGAUUCAUGUGCAGCUGGAGUUGUUUCAUGUGAAGACUGUGUUAGUGAAAUUGAAAGCAGCAUGUCUAGUAGUACAGCUACAGUCAUUCUUGAGCCAAAUGAUGAGGCUAUCAGUGACAAUGGAGAAAAUUCCUUGUCAGAAAAACUUUUGGCUGGUGAGACCAAUGAAGAAGUUUUCUCAGCUGGAGAAAUAAAUUCAGUGGAUGAUAUGCAACCACAAGAAUCUCAUGAAUCCAAGUGUAUGAUAGAGGACCAUUCAAAAUGUUCUGCAAAUAUUUCUUGCGAUGAAGAGAUAAAGGAAUGUACAGAAAGUGGGCUUCCACCCUCCAGUUCAUCUAGUCAGUCAACACUUACCAGCAGUGUUCAAGAAACAAUACCAAGUACAACAACACUACGACCAAGUUCAUCUGAGCUCUUUACAAGAUAUCUGGAUGUAGAUGGUUUGACACACAUUGUUGAUCCAGUCCAGGAUAGGCUACGGCAGAUUGAAAUGGCUCAUCAAGCUAAAAUUGAGUCAUUACAGAGAAAACUUUUGGAUACGCAGAGCAGGCAGGCUGCUGUAGGAGAAAGAGGUACAUGUCUGUCGGGACAGACUAGCGACCUUGCAGAUGAAGUGUGCUCUUUACCAGAGUCAAAUGUUAGUGGGGACCAACCCCCUCUGUCCCUUGGCAGUGCUGAUGAGGGAAGUUGGAUCCAAGUGGAUGAGAAUGAGGCCCAGCCCACACUUUGGGUCCCAGAUCAUGCUGCUACCAGCUGUGCUAACUGUGAUACACAGUUCUGGAUGGCAAACAGAAAACAUCAUUGUAGGUAUGUGUGGUAGUUAUGGAGCUGUUGUCUUUGAA
This is a messenger RNA of Stylophora pistillata, 3288 nucleotides long. RefSeq names its product phosphatidylinositol-3,5-bisphosphate 3-phosphatase MTMR3. The record is from RefSeq and is a predicted model, not a curated record. Gene Ontology annotation, biological process: phosphatidylinositol dephosphorylation; regulation of autophagy. Gene Ontology annotation, cellular component: membrane; cytoplasm. Lineage: Eukaryota; Metazoa; Cnidaria; Anthozoa; Scleractinia; Pocilloporidae. Gene Ontology annotation, molecular function: metal ion binding; phosphatidylinositol-3-phosphate phosphatase activity; phosphatidylinositol-3,5-bisphosphate 3-phosphatase activity.